AUGAGGGGCUCGGAAGGGUUGCAGUCGGUCUUGACUGCGGCCGGACGGUUUCCGCCCACGCCAAAUCCCAUCCUGCACGACAUUGGUCUGCUUUCGACCCGACAGCCAUUAUGCGGCGAUCCAGAGGGCUGGGGUCCGGUGAGCUCCCUGAGGUGGGAUCUGACACCCUGUUUUCUUGAUGUCUGGAUUGUUGCAGUCUCGGUUUGGGGCAUUGUGGGUGGUGCGGGAGCACUGUGGUUCUUGUUUCGAAAGCGCAUUGCUCAGGACGUCCCCAAAAAUUGGCAUUUCUACGCAAAACUGUCUUUAAUCGCAGCCCUAAUCGUCACGACCGUCCUCCAAGCUGCCUUCCAGAUCGAACGGUUGUCGGGAAUAUGGUAUCAGGACAUCAGGUUCUACACCUCCAUCACCACGGUUGUCUCGCUCUUCGUCAUCUUCGCUGUACAAUACCAUGAGCACUGGCGGUCGCGCAACCCAAAUGGCGUCGUGCUCUUCUACUGGGUCUUCUUCAUUCUGGCAUACAUUGUCAAGCUGCGGUCCUUGGUGGCCAGAGGCGCCUACAAUACACGUCUCCCGUAUUUUGUCACGUUCAAUGUCAGCAUGGCUCUUGCCAUCGUGGAAUUCGUCCUCGAAUACCUGGUUCCGAAGAAACAGAGUGCCUAUGACGCCCUUGGCGCAGACGACGAAUGUCCGUACGAAUAUGCCGACGUCUUCUCCGUCCUCACCUUCAGCUGGAUGACUCCAUUGAUGAAGUUUGGGUAUAGCCAUUAUCUCACUCAAGAUGAUUUGUGGAACCUGCGGCACCGGGACACAACAAAAGUCACGGGUGAUAUGUUGCAGGAAGCCUGGCAGGAUGAGCUGGAAAAGAAGAAGCCGAGUUUAUGGAUAGCCUUGGGCAGGGCGUUCGGCGGCCCUUAUGUCCUUGCAUCAAUGGCCAAGAUCGUCAGUGAUUGUCUGGCUUUCGUGCAGCCCCAGCUCCUGCGGCUGUUGAUCACGUUCGUGGACUCGUAUCGACCCGGUCGCGAGCGGCAGCCGGAAAUCCGUGGCAUCGCCAUUGCGUUGGCCAUGUUUGCCACCUCGGUCUGCCAGACUGCUGCUCUCCAUCAAUACUUCCAGCUGGCCUUUGAGACCGGGAUGAGAAUCAAGUCUUCUCUCACUGCCAUGAUAUAUGCAAAGUCCUUGCGGCUGUCAAACGAAUCUCGGGCGAAGAAGAACACUGGAGAUAUUGUCACCUACAUGAGCGUAGACCAGCAGCGUCUCGCCGAUCUGGCUCAGUGGGGUCAGCAGGUGUGGUCGGCGCCAUUCCAGAUAACGCUCUGCAUGAUCUCCCUCUACCAACUGGUCGGCGUUUCGUGCUUUGCAGGUGUCGCAGCCAUGGUCAUUAUGAUUCCGGUCAACGGCUUCAUUGCUCGAUUUAUGAAGAAGCUGCAAUUGGACCAGAUGAAGUACAAGGACCGCCGGUCACGCUUGAUGACGGAGAUCCUUAACAACAUGAAGGCCAUCAAGCUCUACGCAUGGGGCUCGGCGUUCAUGGAGAAGUUGAGCCAUGUACGCAAUGACCUCGAAUUGAACAAUCUCCGGAAGAUCGGGGCGGCCCAGUCUUUUGCGACGUUCACGUGGUCUUCUACACCAUUCUUCGUGUCGUGCUCGACCUUCGCCGUCUUUGUGCUGGUCAACGAUACGCCAUUGACGACAGACCUAGUCUUCCCUGCGCUCACAUUGUUCAACCUCUUGACCUUUCCACUGACCGUGCUGCCAAUGGUUAUUACAAGCAUAAUCGAGGCGUCGGUCGCAGUUGGUAGGUUGACCGCGUUCUUCACGGCGGACGAGCUUCAAGAGGAUGCGGUGAGGAUGAUUGACGAACCCCCAAGCCAGGCGGGAGAUUCAUGCGUUUCAAUUCGGGAUGCCACUUUUACCUGGGAUAAGAACCAGGCUAAGAACGUUCUCGAGAACAUCAACUUCAAUGCGAACAAGGGCGAAUUGACCUGCAUUGUUGGCCGUGUCGGAGCUGGCAAGUCUUCGUUGCUCCAAGCCAUGCUCGGUGACCUCUGGAAACUUCAAGGUGAGGUCGUCGUGCGUGGACGCAUUGCCUAUGCAGCGCAGUCGCCUUGGAUCAUGAACGCGAGUGUCAAAGAAAACAUCAUCUUUGGCCAUCGAUGGGAUCCUCAUUUCUACAACCAGACCGUCAACGCCUGUGCUCUUGUGGAUGACUUCAGACAACUACCGGACGGAGAUCAAACCGAAGUGGGUGAGCGUGGCAUCUCCUUGUCGGGAGGUCAAAAGGCUCGGUUGGCGUUGGCCCGGGCUGUCUACGCUAGAGCCGAUAUCUACCUCCUCGAUGAUGUCCUGUCUGCGGUCGAUCAGCACGUUGGACGCCACCUGAUCAACAACGUGCUGGGCCCGAACGGCCUCUUGGGCGGGAAAGCCAGGGUCCUGGCCACGAACGCCAUCAACAUUUUGAAGGAGGCUGACUACAUGUACUUGCUCCGUGAUGGGACAGUUCUGGAGAAAGGCACUUACCAGCAGCUCAUGGCCAUGAGAGGCGAGGUUGCCAACCUGAUCAAGACGGCGAUUCAAGAGGAGCAGCAGGAGUCGGAAGGCGAACGGAGCCCCAGCAUCGAAGGCACGGAUUCUGAUGAGUCUACCACUGCUGUGGACAGUGCGGUUCAGGACGAAUACGAUGUCGAAGAGGCAGAAGAGUCGCGUCAACGCGUUGGCGACCUUGCACCAAUUCGCGCUGGUCCAAACGGGCCAUCGACGGCGCGGAAAACCAGCUUCAACACCCUGCGACGAGCCUCCACGGCAAGUUUCAAAGGCCCCAUGGGUCGCAUGACGGACGAAGAGGGCGGGUUGAAGAGCAAGCAAAACAAAGAGACAUCCGAGCAGGGUAAAGUCAAGUGGUCGGUCUACACCAGUUACGCCAAAGAAAGCAACCUCAUCGCCGUCGGGAUCUACAUGCUGGCGUUGCUCGCCGCUCAGACUGCUCAGAUCGGAGGCAGCUUUUGGCUGAAGCGAUGGUCAGAGAUCAACGAGUCGUAUGGUUCCAAUCCCGAAGUGGGAAAAUACAUUGGGAUCUACUUUGCGUUCGGAAUCGGAGGUGCAGGUCUUGUCGUGGUCCAGACCCUACUUCUCUGGAUUUUCUGCUCAAUUGAGGCUUCGAGAAAACUACAUGACCGAAUGGCGUACGCCAUCUUCCGGUCUCCAAUGAGUUUCUUCGACACCACCCCUGUCGGUCGCAUCCUCAACCGCUUCUCAAGUGACAUCUACCGAGUUGAUGAAGUCAUUGCUCGCACAUUCAAUAUGCUUUUCGUCAAUACGGCUCGCGCCUUCUUCACCAUCGGCGUCAUUGCUGCUGGAACACCGGUUUUCCUGAUCCUAGUCGUGCCUUUGGGGGCGGUGUACGUGCUAUACCAAAAAUACUAUCUCCGCACCUCGCGCGAGUUGAAACGACUGGACAGCGUGAGCCGAAGUCCGAUCUAUGCGCAUUUCCAGGAAACCCUUGGAGGGGUGUCCACCAUCCGUGCAUUUCGGCAACAGCUACGCUUCCUCAUGGAAAACGAGUGGCGUAUGGACGCCAACCUACGGGCAUAUUUCCCUUCCAUCAGCGCGAAUCGGUGGUUGGCGGUUCGCUUGGAAUUCAUCGGAUCUAUCAUCAUCCUGGCGGCCGCCGUUUUCGCGAUCAUCACGGUGACAACUGGAGGCGCCCUGUCGGCUGGCAUGGUGGGCCUUGCGAUGUCAUAUGCCCUGCAGAUCACACAGUCACUGAACUGGAUCGUGCGACAGACAGUGGAGGUGGAGACCAACAUUGUUUCUGUGGAGCGUGUGCUCGAAUACGCCAGCCUGCCCAACGAAGCUCCCGAGGUCAUCUUCAAGAGUCGACCGAGCAUUGGCUGGCCGGCGCACGGCCAGAUCACAUUCAAGGAUUACUCGACGCGGUAUCGCGAGGGCCUCGAUCUGGUGUUGAGAGAUAUCAACCUGAGCAUCAAACCCCGGGAGAAGAUCGGAGUGGUGGGACGUACAGGAGCAGGGAAAAGCUCGUUGACUCUUGCACUGUUCCGGAUCAUCGAGCCAGUGACCGGACACAUUAGCAUUGACGGUCUGAACACGUCCACGAUUGGCCUGCUCGACCUUCGAAGACGUCUUGCCAUCAUUCCUCAGGACGCCGCUCUUUUCGAAGGGACCAUCCGCGACAACUUGGAUCCUCGCCAUGUCCACGACGAUACGGAACUGUGGAGCGUGCUCGACCACGCCCGACUGAAGGAGUAUGUCUCGAGCAUGCCUGGCGGAUUGGAUGCUACGGUGCACGAAGCUGGUUCGAAUCUGAGCCAGGGACAACGGCAGCUCGUCUCUCUCGCGCGGGCUCUACUCACCCCAAGCAACAUCCUGGUGCUUGAUGAGGCCACUGCUGCCGUGGACGUGGAGACGGACCAGAUGCUUCAAGCCACGCUGCGCAGCAACAUGUUCGAGAACCGUACCAUCAUCACCAUUGCCCAUCGUAUCAACACUAUUCUGGAUUCGGAUCGGAUCGUGGUGCUGCAGCAAGGACGAGUGGCCGAGUUCGACACCCCAGAGGAGCUGAUCAGAAGGCGCGGAUUGUUCUACGAACUGGUCCGGGAGGCUGGCCUUCUCGACGGGUUUGGCAAUGGUAGUGCGGUCGCGAACAAACAAUAA
Capronia coronata CBS 617.96 is the source of this 4668-nucleotide messenger RNA. RefSeq lists its product as uncharacterized. Gene Ontology annotation, molecular function: ABC-type transporter activity; ATP hydrolysis activity; ATP binding. Gene Ontology annotation, cellular component: membrane. The record is from RefSeq and is a predicted model, not a curated record. The coding region runs from base 1 to 4668 and encodes 1555 amino acids. Lineage: Eukaryota; Fungi; Ascomycota; Eurotiomycetes; Chaetothyriales; Herpotrichiellaceae. The transcript has 9 exons. Gene Ontology annotation, biological process: transmembrane transport.